Messenger RNA from Pseudomassariella vexata, 501 nucleotides. RefSeq lists its product as uncharacterized. Bases 1 to 501 code for a protein of 166 amino acids. The record is from RefSeq and is a predicted model, not a curated record. The transcript has 3 exons. NCBI's taxonomy places the organism in Eukaryota, Fungi, Ascomycota, Sordariomycetes, Amphisphaeriales, Pseudomassariaceae.
AUGGACCGCGUCAAGAAGAACCUAUCCAUUCUCGAGCGCAAGCUCACCAAAGCCAACAAGCUCGCCGCUAAAGGUGAUGACAUGAAGCUGGCGGACGCCAUCAAGCUUGGCCGUAAAAGCAAUGCCAUGGUGGCCACCAUCCAGAAGGGCAUCAAGGAAUAUGAUGGCUCCGACCCCACGGCACAGGAGAGCAUGGAAGUUCUCGAGGAGAUGAAGGUCAUCGUUUCGUUGUCGGAGCAGCAGGUCGAGUUACUGAUGAAGGAUAAGCCGGUUUUUGACAAGCUGCAUGUCGGAGGACUGGUUAAGAGAAAUCUUGGGAAGACAUCGGUGGUGAGCGAGGAGCUUGAGAACAUCAUGCUCUCCAAGGCUCCGGAUGAUCUGAAGGCAGAGGCUGAGGCUCUGGCCAAAAGACGAAAGGUAGCUUUUGAGAAGGCGAUGGCGAUUUACUCCAACGCCUCGGGAGGAGAGGACGCUGCGGAGGGGGAGGAUGAUUCGGACUGA